UGUAAAAAACGAAACUGAAAGUGUACAGAUAUUCUCCGAGUGCAGGAUAUCGUUGUGGCAUGCUCAACUCGUCUUGAUUUCAUUCAUCUUAACGACUGUUAAACAUUUGGAACGUUUUGAAUAGCUUUUUGAAUAGCAUAUUCUCUUAUUAAGGCAUGGUGUGCGCCUGGCUAGGGCUAUUCCCAUAGAAUAUAAUCCAUUCUAUGUCUAUGGCUAUUCAAACAGGGAGAGCCCUGCCAGCGAUAGUCAAAUUGUUUGCUGAGCUGAGACGAAAAUGUAGGAUGUGUCCCAGGGUUGAACGGUUUUGGUUAUGGCUAAACGGAUGCUAUUGCUCUACUCUGCUUAAACGCGCCUUCUGGCGUUUAAUUAUACUCCCCAUACAUGCUUGGAGAUUGAUCAUCCAAAAUUGUCCUCCUGAUCAUCCAGGACUCAUCCAGGACACCAACGACUACUACUGCGAGUACGACUCAACAUGGGAGGAUCCAACAAGUGAAGAAACAAGUCGUAAGAGAACCAACAAUCUUUUUACCGAAACAGGGUGGGGAGAGCGCUUUGCUGUUGUUUCUACUGCUGAUGGCCCCAUUAAGAAUUUUCCUUUUUUUGUAUUUACUCAGUACACCAUUCAGUCAACAAGGCAACGAGUUGAUAGGCGUAUGCCUAAUUUACAGUUCUACCUUGGACAGAGGGCCUCCUCCCCUGAUGGUAUCUACAUUGAGGACUUUCACAAUAACUGGUAUGGGGAUUAUUCAAAACUGGAAAGAGUUCACUCAUACAUCCAAUGGUUGUUCCCUCUUCAAGAACGAGGAAUGAAUUAUCAAGCCAAAGAACUCACAAAGAAGGAAAUUGAGGCUUUUCUUGAAGAUGAAACUGCAAAGAAGAGGCUGGUCAAGUCGUACAAACUCAUGCUGGACUUCUACGGCAUCCAGCUGUCAAAUGACACAACAGGGGAAGUGCGACGUGCUAAUAACUGGCGCGACAGAUUUGACAACAUGGACAGAAACACACACAACAACCUGCGCAUCACCCGCAUCCUGAAGUGCCUGGGCACUCUGGGGUUCCCCCACUACCAGGCCCCACUCGUCCGCUUCUUCCUGGAGGAAACUCUUGUCAAAGGCAACCUGUACAAUGUGAAGGAGAGCGUGCUCAACUACUUCAUUUCCGCUGUCAUUGUUCAGCAACAACGCAAGGAAUUAGUUGAGUAUGCCUAUAAGCUCUAUGAGGUCAAACAUCAGUUUGUCGUGCCUAAGAAGACCAAGAGUACAUUUAGGGAAGGGACAUUCCCACGUAAUAAGAACCCAAUUGAUCUGAAACCAGAUCUGAAACAGAAUGGCAUAUACUCAGAUGACAGUGAUGACAACACUACCAGUCAUCAGUCUGUCUCACUAUGUUAACAAGGGUAAGCCAACGGAUAGGAGUGUAAUGGGAAAUUUGGUUAGUGACUUGGUGCGAUUGGGAACGCCAAACAAUGUGUGGUUGACACGGGUAUCCAUACCGCAUGAUAACGUGCGUGGUCUUGUGACUAGUUACACUUAGAGACACAAAACAAAGGUACCAGUCAGGCCUCAAAGACUACUAGUGGAAGGAAUCAAAACACCAGUGCUGAUUCAUCCUCUGAGUGUCUACCAAUUAUGCAAAAUGAUACUGCUCAGUUCAGUUAUGGAGUUUUUGGCAACGGGAACUCUUUAAAUAUCCACCUACUCUAGUGCCCCACUACUGAUUCUCUGAAAAUAAUAGCUGCAGCUAUUAAGCAAUCAGAAUGUGGACCUAGUGGUGUAGUUUCAGAGACAAUUACUGAUGAUCGGAGAAAGCGAGCUAGACAUAAGCAAACAGAGCAUAACCUUAAACUUAGAAGAGUUUCAGAGGAAAAGACUAAUAAAGAUGAUGAUGAUGAUGAUAGAAACAAUAAGGGAGCUGCAGAUAAGCAAGAAGAGAGUGAAUCAAGCAGAGAGGUUUCAGAGGACAAUAUUCGCACGUCCAGUGAAAGUUAAUUGAGUAAGAAACCUGAAGAGAAACUGCCAUGCCCAGCAAAGGAAAAGUUACUCCAGGGAAAGAUUAAGUGUUUGAGAUAACGUGAAGAUUGAUUAGAGUAUUCACCCAUGCCCUGCACUAAUGAAGGGAGAAAGAACAAGUAUGACAUGAACCGGCGUGGGAGCCCGGCGAAACGGCUGGGGCGUGGGAGCCUGUCGAACCAGCUGAGGCCUGACGUGGGAUGGGCGCCUGUUGAGCCAACCGGGACAAGAAAAACUCUCGAGCCAGCUAGGGCAUGGAAGCCCGACGACCUGACUUAGGCACCCCUGGUUCCAUCAGCGGCGGCGCCCGGACCCGACGUCACCACCAACCGGAAUACCAGCACUCUCCGAUGCUUCAAAUGAUGGCUUCAGGAUUUUGUAGGACUGACGCUGGAGAAGAGAAGCAGGUACGGGGAGUAGAGCAUUUAAUAUGGAACAGACAUCAAACAGGACAGAGACAGCGUCAGAACCAUGUAUGCAAAGACUAACUUUAAUCCUGAAGCAGGGAACAGAGAUGGGAACAGACAGAUAAAGGGGAGGUAAUGACCCAGGUGAUUGAGUCAAGGUGAGUCCAAUAAUUGCUGAUGCUUGUGACGGGGGAAGGCAUACUGAUGGUGGCAGGAGUGAGUAAUGCUGGGGAGCCUGGCGCUUUUGAGUGGGAGAAGGCAAGACAAGAAAAUAAAUGUGAAUUUACUUAUUUUUUUUAUGUUUCAAUGACAAGUGUCAACUGCAAUUAGCAAUACUAUAGAUACCAGGGUUGGGGUCAAUUCCAUUUUAAUUCCAGUCAACUCGAGAAGUACACUGAAAUUCCAAUUAUUUUCAACGCUUAUAAAUGAGGAAAAUGUGGAUUUGGAAUUGGAAUUUGGUUUACUUCUGAAUUACAAUACCUGGAAUUCAAAUGGAAUUGACCCCAACCUGAUAGAUUCACCCAAUCAGUGCUUUACUGCUGAUUAUACAAUUACAUACUGUUUCCAAUGACUUCAGACUAUAGCAAUCAAUGUGUUUACCAAAUUCUCACAAUAUCCAUUGCAGAUAUAUGGCUUAUUAUUCCUCUACUUUUUUAAAAUUGUGAUUAAACACAUACCAGUAUGUACACAAAUACAUUCAUAUUUAUGUACCAAGGAAGGUGAGGGAGUUAAUCAGUUACUUCCAUGUGAUACUUAGACAGAAGAAAAGUAUACGUAAUAUAUAAAUUACAUGGUAUCAUAAACUCAGUUGAAUUUAAAUGAUCUCAAAAUCAGUUUCUUCAAAUGUGACAAAAAUCAUAAAAUAUGAAGUGGCAAAAUGACUACAAAGAUGUUUAGACCUUUCAACUACAAGAGCAUUGUACCUUCAAAUCCUUAAUUCCCAAUAACAUCUAUUUGCAUACAGUUAUGAUGCUGAAAGUGAAAGUCACAGUGUGAUUGAUUUAUUACAGCGAAAAGUUGUCCAAAAAAGAAAAACAGUAGCUAGGUUUCCAUCCAAUUGGCAACAGAUUAUUUUUUUUUAUUUUUUUUUUUAUCCCCUUUUCUCCCCAAUUUUCGUGGUAUCCAAUUGCUAGUAAUUACUAUCUUGUCUCAUCGCUACAACUCCCGUACGGGCUCGGGAGAGACGAAGGUCGAAAGCCAUGCGUCCUCCGAGGCACAACCCAACCAAGCCGCACUGCUUCUUUUAACACAGCGCGCCUCCAACCCGGAAGCCAGCCGCACCAAUGUGUCGGAGGAAACACCGUGCACCUGGCCCCCUUGGUUAGCGCGCACUGCGCCCAGCCCGCCACAGGAGUCGCUGGAGCGCGAUGAGACAAGGAAAUCCCUACCGGCCAAACCCUCCCUAACCCGGACGACGCUAGCCCAAUUGUGCGUCGCCCCACGGACCUCCCGGUCGCGGCCGGCUGCGACAGAGCCUGGGGGCGAACCAGUUAGCACUGCGAUGCAGUGCCCUAGACCACUGCGCCACCCGGGAGGCAGGCGACAGAUUUUCAUGUGAAUAUUCUAAAAUCUGCAUAAAAACAAUAUGCGCAGAUUUUCAUGCGAAUAUUCUCAAAUCUGCAUUAAAAACAAUAUGCGCAUUUUCCCACCAGAUAUGUGUUUCUAUCAAAUUGACUUGUUGCAGAUAAAAGGUUGUGCGUGAUGACAUACUGCGCAUAAAAAAAUACAUUUUGUGUUUAAAUUCCCAUGCACCAAAUACAUUUUCUUUAUGUAAAUGAGUUUCCCUCACAAUUUCAACUCUACUGAUGGGUUUCUCACAAAGUGUUUUGCGUUAUAUAGUCUGGUAUUAGCACGUGCGCUCUAGCCAACAGUGCUGUCUGCGCCUUCUUGACUAGAACGCACGUAUAGCCUACAUGAUGAGAUUAUUAUUUUGGAAAGGAGGAUCAAGCUGUAGGAUCUUGCAAUUUCACCAUCCUGUGAAGUUCAUCAUAAUUGAUUUAAUCUGUUGCCUAUCUGUAGCAUGAUUUCUCAUAGAGUCAUAGUGGGAGGACCACUGUUACUUUGAUAUGAUGGUUAUUAUAUCAAUAUUUGCACGCAUAAAAGCAUUUCCAUCGACAUUUCUCGCAUAAUUCAUUUUACAGACACAAAAAGAUCCAACCUUAUCUAGUGUAUUUGUUUAGUGGACAUUUGGAAAGUUUACACGAAAAUCUUUAUUUUUCCAUCAGGCCUGUCAUGACGUGUUUUAUCCGACAUGUACUUUACUCUUUACUCGCAUAAAAAGGUUGGCCCUGGUUAUUGCAAUGUAUUUUUUGUCAGUUUCCACUUCUGCAGUUUUAGCACUCUCCUUUGGGACAUUAUUUUUUGUAAAUUCUUUGCUCUUGCUUCUGUCCCAGUGGUCUCUGUGUUUGUCCGUCUCUAACUCUCUCCCUGUCUCAGACCCAGUCUUGUGCUCUAGUCAGUAAUAUUUAUUCUGUUAGGCUCCGUCUCCCUAGCUUGGCUGACGCAAAGACUUCAAUUUAGGUGUUAGCCAGACUACUCUCUCCCUGCCUCUGUCCCUGUCUCUGCUCCUGAAUUUGUCCCUUUUCUCUGUCUCUGUCGUAGUCUCUCCAGUCAGUGACCAUUGUCCGGUCAGUGACCAUUGUCCCAUUGCCUGCAUUAGAGAUACUAAGCAACCUAAAUCACAUCCACACAUUAUUACAAAGAGACAUUUUAGAACUUUCAAUGAGCAACAUUUCCUGUAUGACCUGGGGUUGUAUGAUUGGAAGGCUGUGUCCUCUAUCUCUGAUUAAGGGUAAAGGACAGCUCUAACUCAUGGUUCAUGCAUGAAUUAGCUGAAAGAUUUCAUGAAAGAAACUUAGCUUGGGCUAAAGCUAGAUUGACUGAUUCUACCUCUGACUGGCAGUCCUUUAGACAUUUGAGAAAUAGAUGUCUUACUCUGGUUAGAAAAUCAAAGUCAACAUACUUCUUGAAUUUUGUAUCUGAGAAUGUUGGAAAUCCAUCUAUAUACUGGAAAGUGGUCAAAUCUUUGAAACAAAACUCCACCCCCUCAUUGCCCCAGUGGGUUAUGACAGCCUCUGGUCCCAUAACAGAUAAACAUGAAUAAAAGUAGCACUUUUAACCAUUUUGCAUCAACUGGCUACCUAUUUGAAAUAAUCGUUUCUGAAAAAACAAAAAGUGCCAUUAGAGGGAGUCCUUCAUUCACCUAUAAACAGAUAGUAGAGAACGAUGCACUUCCUGCAUUCCAUUGCAAAGAAUUGAUGUAUAAAUAAAUCUACAUGAGAUGAUUCGCUUGAUCACUUUUUACUACAGCUUUCUGCCCCCUUCAUUGUAGAACGUUUCACCGAAAUGUUUUAUUUAACAAUUGCUGCUGCUUGUCACGUGUGCUCCCUCUCCGGCCUCUAGGUCACCAGGCUGCUCGUUAUGGCGCACACCUGUCACCAUCGUUACGCGCACCAUCAGACUCACCUGGACUCCAUCACCUCCCUGAUAUAUGUUACCUAGGUGUCUGGUUAGACUGUAUCUAGGUGUCUGGUUAGACUGUAAACUCUCCUUCCAGACUCACAUUAGGCAUCUCCAAUCCAAAAAUAAAUCUAGAAUCGGCUUCCUAUUUCACUCAUGCUGCCAAACAUACGCUCGUAAAACUGACUAUCCUACCGAUCCUUGACUUUGGCGAUGUCAUUUACAAAAUAGCUUUCAACACUCUACUCAGAAAACUGGAUGUAGUCUAUCACAGUGCCAUCCGUUCUGUCACCAAAGCCCCAUAUACCACCCACCACUGCGACCUGUAUGCUCUCGUUGGCUGGCCCUCACUACAUAUUCGUUGCCAAAACCCACUGGCUCCAGGUCAUCUAUAAGUCUAUGGUAGGUAAAGCUCUGCCUUAUCUCAGCUCACUGGUCACCACAGCAACACCCACCUGUAGCACGCGCUCCAGAAGGUAUAUUUCACUGGUCACCCCCAAAGCCAACACUUCCUUUGGCCGCCUUUCCUUCCAGUUCUCUGCUGCCAAUGACUGGAACGUAUUGCAAAAAUCACUGAAGCUGGAGUCGUAUAUCUCCCUCUCUAACUUUAAGCAUCAGCUGUCAGAGCAGCUUACUGAUCACUGCACCUGUAAAUAGCACACCCAACUACCUCAUCCCCAUAUUGUUAUUUAUCCUCUUGCUCUUUUGCACCCCAGUAUCUCUACUUGCACAUCAUCAUCUGCACAUAUAUCACUCCAGUGUUAAUGCUAAAUUGUAACUAUUUUCACCUCCAUGGCCUAUUUAUUGCCUUACCUCCCUACUCUUAUACAUUUGCACACACUGUACAUAGAUUUUUCUAUUGUAUUAUUGACUGUACGUUUGUUUAUGUGUAACUGUGUUGUUUUUGUCGCACUGCUUUGCUUUAUCUUGGCCAGGUCGCAGUUGUAAAUGAGAACUUGUUCUCAACUGGUCUACCUGAUUAAGUAAAGGUGAAAUAAAUAAAAAUAUGUCACUCCCUUUGGUUCCUUCCCCAGGCGUUAUUGUUUCUGUUCUAGUGUCAUGUUUGUGCGUUGUUCAUGGUUUCUUGUUUUGUAUUAUGGCACGUUUAUUUAUUAAAACACUCACUCCCUGAA
Salvelinus fontinalis (brook trout) is the source of this 7008-nucleotide messenger RNA. RefSeq names its product opioid growth factor receptor-like. Gene Ontology annotation, molecular function: opioid growth factor receptor activity. Gene Ontology annotation, cellular component: membrane. The record is from RefSeq and is a predicted model, not a curated record. The coding region runs from base 204 to 1391 and encodes 395 amino acids. The transcript has 7 exons. Lineage: Eukaryota; Metazoa; Chordata; Actinopteri; Salmoniformes; Salmonidae.